Phlebotomus argentipes is the source of this 3596-nucleotide messenger RNA. RefSeq lists its product as uncharacterized. The coding region runs from base 248 to 3106 and encodes 952 amino acids. The record is from RefSeq and is a predicted model, not a curated record. The transcript is spliced from 6 exons. Gene Ontology annotation, molecular function: DNA binding; chromatin binding. Lineage: Eukaryota; Metazoa; Arthropoda; Insecta; Diptera; Psychodidae. Gene Ontology annotation, cellular component: nucleus; chromocenter.
CAAGAUGGCCGUGUAAAGUUUGUACUUUUCUGGAGUGAUUGUAAAAUUUUUUGUCAUUUUGUCAAUUGUGUGGUGUGUUUUCGCUGGAUUUCCCAUCGCCAUCGUGAGCUCGAGAGUCCGUGCAAGAAGGGGCAAUCGCAAAACUGUACCCAGUGUUGCUCUAUAGCGAGGUGUUGGCGUGUGAAAAAAUGUUUUCCUAACGCGAAAACAGAGCAGGGAGACUCCAGCAAGUCUGAGAGAUUGUCUUAUGGCUGCAGCCAGUGCGGGUGUAAAGGGCCAAGGAGGGCCCCUGACCGGUAGUGGAGGCGCCCCCGGAAAGGGCCAAAUGCUGCAACGCCAGAUCCAUUGUCAUUCCCAGACCCAGGAUCCCUCACCAACCUGGGUGCGUCUCAUCACGAGCGGCGACAUCAUCUACGUGAGUCCCAGCGGAGAAGCGCUUAAAUCCAUUGAACAGGUGAAAGAAUACCUCUUGCGGCCAGGCACGUGUAAAUGUGGUCUGCCAUGUCCUUUACGUCCUGACUUGUACUUCAACUUUGACCCCAAGUCGCAGUGUCAUCUGGAGACGAUGCCUCGGAUUCCUGGCGCUUGUCUUCAUCAGGCUCGUUUGCGACAGGAGGUGGAUGUGAAGACACACUAUCAGGGCGUGAGUGGAUCUUUUCCCAUGGACAACAAGUUGUCCAAUUUGACACUGUCUAGAGCGCCUCCGUGGCGCAAAUCAGCCCCGGUGAAUCAGGAAUUUGAGAGAGUUCCACCAUUGCAUCCGCAACAGAGAGAUAAUAAUCAGCCGCCGUGGCAGGAGGAGAAGCGAUUGCAGCGCACCAGGAAUGUGGCGAAUGCGUCUGCGGCGAAGAAGAGGCCCAACUUCAAGGACGAUCCCACAGGAUAUCUCGAUCAUCAGACAGCAAUUCUGCACAGUUCCAUCUUGAAUGUGCACAGUCCUGAUUUGAGUCAGUUUGAUGCGCAGCAAGAGGAGAUUCCGGAGCCUCAGACGACGCUAAAGAGGCAAAUUGUGAGGCAGCAAGUGCCACAGAUGAUCCAGAUGGAUGGUCAGAUGAUGAUUCAGCAGUCUGGCCAGAAGAUCGUGAUAAAUGAUCAAAUCCCAGGACAAACGGUGACGCAUUUGCCCAAUGGAAUGGUGCAAAUUCACCAGAAUACUGCCGAUGGGAGUCUCGGGAAGAUGGUGAGGAAGGAGACACUGAUCUGUGCUGCCAGUCAGGAGAGUCCAGUGUCAUCGAGUACGGCAUUUUAUGGGAGUGAGAACACUGGAACAUCACCGUCGGAACUAAGACAACCCGUCCAGGGUGGAAUGAUAACCACUAGCAAUGAUAUGCCCAGUAGUUCUUCACCAGAAUUGUAUCCUCGUGCUGUUGCCUCGGGUCACACAGUGGCCAAGAACACGAUAACGUCGGUGUUGGCGGGAAAAGCUGCCACGACGACGUGUACGAGUCAAGUGGGUCGUCUGGAGACAACGGCUCCGCAGUUUAUCAGCACAGCACCUGGUCAAAGCUAUGCUGGAGGGCAAAUUCAGCAGAAUCAGUUAAUCAUGACGUCUUCGGGGCAGUUUUUGGUGAUGCCGACAAAUCAGGGUGGGCAGCAGAGCGCCCCCAAAGUGGUGAUAAACAAUCCUCAUGUGGUGAACACGGGACAGCAGAUAGUCAAUGGGAGUCUGCUGUCGGGGAAUAUUGAGAUUGUCAAUGGGCAGGAGCAGACGUCGACCAGGACGACGGGUAAUGUGGUGAUUCAGGGUGGACAGAAUCUCAUUCCAGCCGGACAGAAUAUCAUCUCGAAUGCUGGAAAUUCGUUUAUUGUGAAUUCCGGCACGGCUGGCCAGGUGCAGUCGGUGAUCUUGAACAAUUCUAAUAUGAUACCCGCGGGCGGGAUGUCACCGGCCACGGGGAAGGUCAUCCAGAAUGGUGGAAGUGUGAAUCAGCUGAUAAACAAUGGCACAAUGGUGCUGAACACGCUGCCUAGUGGCUUUGUGGUGCAGCAGCCGGCACAGAACUUCGCCACGUCCACUGUGGCGCUGGAUGGGGGCGUGGUGGAUACGACUGGGGCCACGACGUAUCUGCAGCAGCGGACGGUGCUGCUGUCGCCGUCAGAGGUGAAGCGGAAGGUGAAGAAGAGGAAGAGUAUGAGUAGUCCACAGAAUGUCUCACCGCAGAUUUCGCCGCAGUUGCAGAUGGUGGGGGCGCCACACUAUACGGCCGCUCAGCAGCCGCCGUAUCAGAUUGGUGGUCAGCUAUCGCAACUCACCAUUGUGCCGGCUGGAAAGGGUGCCACGACAAGUGCCCCGGCGCCCCAGCAGCAGAUCAUUGUCCAUCAGAAUGGGCAGACAAUUCUGCAACCGGUGAAUCUCAUUGGGCAGCAACUGCUCGUGCCGGCGGGUCUGGUGGUGACGCCGGCGCCCACAGAGACGCUCCUUCAGAUCCAAAACAUGCCGCAGAAUCUCAUCACGCCACCACAACAGAUGGUCUUGCGGGCGCCAAGUCCGCAGGGUGGAAAGGCCUUCCUCAGUCCCAAUUCUGCUGCACAGCAGUUUAUAGUGUCUGGCAAUGGGCAGGUGAGUCCUCUGGGACAGAUUUACAGCACCCCAGCGGCUGGUACGAUGGGGCUCAUGGUGCCGCAAACGAGUCAGAAUCAGACAUUCGUGCAGCAGAAUACAACGAUUGUUCAGCAGCAGACGACACUGCUGGGCGCCAAUGGGCAGAAGCAGUCCAUGGAUAUGGAGGAGCAACACCAGGCGCUGCAGGGCACCUCCUCGCCUCCCGACACCACCACCUACAGCCCGCAGAGUCCCGAUCGUCCGGCCAGCGAGCGCAGUGUGGAGAGUGACAGCAACAUGGUGCAGUGCGUGUCGAGUUCAGAGCCAGACUCGAUGAUUUCGCCAAUGGUGGAUGGAAUGGAGAGUCAGCUGGGCCAUCAUCAUCAUCAACAUCAUCAGCAUCAGGAGUUCAGAAGUGGGCAGCAGAAUUUCCAGCAGCACCAGCAUGUCUUUAAGCCAUCUGAUGCGAAGGUGAGACGCCUCCAGAGUUCAUCGAUUGGCAUCCCAGUUUAUCGAAAUCCAUCCAAGAUGAAGAUGAGUGAUUUAAGUGGUCAUCCUCAGUGACGUGGCCAGGAAAUAUAUAAUUUAUAUAUAUUUGAUAAAUAGAAUCUUUGUGGAAUGAGGAAAGAUUUAAAAAAAAAAGAUUUAACUUUUUAAAUUGUAAAAUAAUGUACAAAAUGUUUUAUCUUAACACUUUUUUCUUUGGCUUUUCUGGUAGGAAUUGUGGAAGUUUAUUUCUAAAGGAGAAACUUCGCGGUUUUCUUUUUGUAAUGUUUUUAGUGCUGAGUAAAAACAUUUGAGCAUAAUUAGGAGUUGUUGUAACAUUUUUUAUAUCAAUUUCUUUUACUGUUUAAUGGUAUAAACAGGCGCAGAUGAUAAGAAAUUCGAGAUCAAGUAGAUGUAAAACUACACUGGCUUAGAUUUUUCCAAGUAACACAUAGGACAUAUUUAUAAAACAAGAGAGAGAGAGAGAAAGUAACAUUUGUCAUUUUUUCUAUUACAAUGAAACAUUUAUAGAAAUAGUUUGUACAAAUUAUUUUAUAAAGAAGAAAAA